This is a messenger RNA of Porites evermanni, 17605 nucleotides long. NCBI's taxonomy places the organism in Eukaryota, Metazoa, Cnidaria, Anthozoa, Scleractinia, Poritidae. The record is from the annotation of a GenBank genome assembly.
AUGGCGGAUGUUUCGUCUUCGAGAAACUGCAAAAAGGUGGGUUUUUCUGCCGUGUUUUUAGCUUUUAUUCUCAUGCUGAAAAUAAUGACUUUCUAACCACAAGCCAUGAUCAUUAAUACGAUCUUUUUCUUCCCUUGUAAAAUAGACAUCGAUGUUUUGGAUACUGUCAUCUUUGAUUCUAUGUGUCAAUGUACUCCCCGGCGCUUCUUUCUAUCUUCCUGGGAUUGCUCCCAUCGAUUACAAAAAGGGAGAGAAACUCGAUGUAAAGGUGGGUUGCUUUAUGAAAACUAUUCGUUAGCCAUGUGUUGUUAGGGAUGUUAUUCACAGUGGAUACUCAUUCUAUGUAGCCAAUUAUUUUAACUAUAUAAGCUUAUAACCUUAGCUAUAAUAAUAUUAUUUUAAAAAAAUCCUUUAAAGGAGUUUGCCGGUAAGUUUACAUUCAGCUAUGAACCUUAUAAUUUACAUCUAUAUCAAAUAUAUGUAAACAUAAAUAAAGCUGGAAUUGUCAUCACACUUUCCCGCCGUUAGAAGGCAUCCAUAUCCAAGUUUUCAUUUUUUAUCAUUCAAUGAAGUUACCAUGUCAUUUACAAUCUUACAAUCUUGUUUAUAUUUUAUCCUCAGGGUCAAAGUUGCAGGUUUGCAGAUGUGACUAAAUGCCUUCAACCCAAACCCUGAUCCUUAUCCUAACACCUUCAGCUGCACUCCCAGCUGCAUCUGAAAAUAUUAAACCCAACAUUUUUGAUAAAUUUAUUUUGUCAGCUUUGUUGGUGUCUAGUUUUUUUGUUAUGCAUAUUAGCUUAUCUUGUUCCUGUAUUUUAUGGUUCUCAUUAAAUGCUGGCAACCGUCUAAAAAAAAGUGGCUACUUCGAGGCUUCUUGAGCUGUCCAUUUCUGGAGGAAAAAGGGCAAUAAAGUGAGGGAGUGAAAGCCUUAAAUUGCCUGCAGCACUCAAUUUCCAAGCCACCUUCUUUUUCAUCCUAGCUGCCUGCUUUAAAAAAUAACGAGAAUCCUGUAUAUUAUUAUUUUGGUCAUAUAAUGUAUAGUUGGGAGUCAUGAGAUACAUUAAAAAAAUAUAUAUGAGCGUGAGUCAAUAAUUAAACAAAUGAAUUUUUUUAAAAAAAUGAUUCAAUCUUUCCCUGCAUUCAAAGGCUAUUUGUAAAGUCUACUGCGGCCAGUGUGCAAAGAAAGUAGUGUCCGAUAGCCUGGGGCUAGUGGAUUUUGCUAUUGGGCUAGUGAAUUCUUUUUUUAACUUGCCCAAUGGGCAAGUGAUGUUUUUUGAGGAACUUGAAUAACAAAAGAACUGUGAAUCAAAAGCUUUUGGGGCUAGUUGAAUUGACAUCUGGGCUAGUAAAUGCUAGCUUCAGCUUGCCCAAAUGGCAACCUGUAAAAAUGAUUUCCUUUGCACCCUGGUACCCCUUUCACUCAUGCAUGAUGUAGACCAAAUUAUUUUGAGAUUCCAGUUGAACCUCUCCAUAACUGCCACCUUGGGGACACAAGAAAGUGGCCAUUGUGGACAUGUUGUGGCAGUUGGGGACAGACUUUAGUGGCCAUUGCCAUUAUAGAGAAGUGGCCGAUAUAGUAAGGUUUAAGUAAGAGUCAAUGUAUGGACUGUAUAAAAAGUGGCCAUUGUAGAGAGGUGGCCGUAAGUGAAGAUUCGAAUGUAUUUAUUGCUCUAACCUUUAAAUCUGUGAAUGAAAUCCUUUGCUGUUACUUUUAAAUGAGAUUUUUGGAAGAAUCUAUGAAAAUAAUUUGCAGUAUCAGUAGCAUUUUACAAACUAAAAUUUGAAUUUUUUUGUGAAGUCGUCCUUUUGCCAGUUGUAGGAGUGAAAAGGAUGCAUAAUGGAAAUCAGGGAUUGUUCAGUCAUCCAACACGCUUAAAUCUUAUUGCAAAAGAAAUUUCUUAAUUCUCACUGUGGCAACUGGCUUGGAUGCUCCUUUUUAUUUUACUGGCUACAGGCCCGGUUCAGAUUAUAUUACUGGGGUUAUGAUCUUGAGCUCUGGAUCCUGAGGUUGCUUCUGUUUCUUAAUUCCUUUGUUUCAUUUCCUAUUAAUUGGGAGGAAAAGUAAUGAAACUUAGGUGGACAGUAGUUACCCUGUAACUGCUUAAUUUCAGAUUGAAACACAUUUUUGUUUGAAAGGUUUAUACUUGUAAUAGUUAGUGUACGUGUACCAGUAGUGAAUUAAAAAUAUUGUGUUUUUUACUUUUGUAUUUGAAGGGUUAAGUCUUGAAAAUAGUUGUUAAGGUUACAGUAAGUUAACAGUUGUAUCUGUUUGUAAGAAAGUGUUAAAAAAGCCGAGAUCUUGACUCCUUACUUGUAACCUUAAUUUGGAUAUGUUUACUCACUAACAUCAUCAGCUGAACUUGAUGACUUUUUAGGCAGUUAAAAUGACAAGUGUAAAGACACAGUUACCAUUUGAGUACUACGCUGUGCCCAUUUGCAAACCAGACAAAUUGCAAUACAAGCCCGAAAAUCUAGGUAAGUUGUCUAGUCAGGUUUUUAUGUCAUUUUUAACCCUUUAAGCCCCAAUAUCCACAUACAAAUUCUCCAAACUGAUCUCCAUACAUUUCCUUUAAGAAUUAGUUGGGAGAAUUUGAUAGCAGAUCAAAGCAUUUUCUCUUAAUUGAUCAUUUCAUAAAUUCUCAUAACCUUAUCUCUUGACAAGGUAUGAAUAUUGUUGGGAGAAAAUUGAUGUUGGUCACCAUUGGGACUCAAGGGGAUAAAUUUUUCCUUUUAAGGUUUUUAUGUGCUCAUUUCAUAACAGAAAUUACAAGAAUGAAUAAACAAAUUUGAUUACCUUUGUAAAGUUACAUCAUAUGAUUUUGUUCUCAGGUGAAGUUCUUCGAGGGGAUAGAAUAGUCAACACACUCUAUGAGGUAUGUGCAGUUGUGUGAAUGGCAUCCAUUAUCACUAUGAAGUUUUCCAAAUCCAGAAAGUUUAUGCUUGAUUAACUAAGCAUUUCCUUCUUUAGUAAGUCCUUGACAUUUAGCAGUAUUACUUACCGGUAAUACAUGUUUCUGUAUAUAUAGCAUAUAAAUACCAUGGGUUUAGGUGACUGUAUAUGUUUUAAAACUGUAUGUUCAAUUAAUAUUUUUAUAUUUAUGUUAAAGGUCAAAAUUAUAUUCAGGGUAAAAUUUUUCAACCUAAGUUGCUUCUCAAUUUCUUUGUCUCCUAGCCGUGAUUAUCCAUGAGUGAGGGCUUGGAGACAAAAGAAAUUGAGAAUCAACCUAGUUUAAAAAAGUUUAACCUGAGUUUUAAUUUUAACCUGUAAGCUCUGUCUACACUGUCUUGUUGUUCACUUUUGGCCUGUAUAAUUUAUUAGAUCAAUAUGGCAGAAGACAAAGGUUGUACAUUGCUAUGCCAGCCAAAAACUUUAACUGGAGAUGAAUCAACUAAGCUUGUCAAGUUAAUAUCUGAAGAAUACCAUGUCCACAUGUAAGUAUCUUCAACAGCUGUCCUAAGUAAAGAAUUGAGUUUCGAGGAUCAAGUUUUGAGGAUCAAGGCAAGUCUUGAGUCUUGAAACUUUUCCCACUCAAAUGAUGCCUUGUAAUAAUUAUUAUUGCCCAGCAAAAGAGAAAACAGAUGAGAAAAAAGUGGGAAGGAGAGAAAAAGAAAGGAGAAAGUUGAUGGGGCUGUGUCACUUUUAAACCUGAAAACUAUCUAGCAAUUUUGGGCAGUUAUGGCUCUUUUUAGCGAGAUAGUGACCAGAAAAUGGCUCCACCAGCUUCAAACAGUGUUUUUCUCUGCCAAAUUUUCAAGAGCAAAAUGUUUAAUGUUUUUUUUACCUGUAUUCUCUUUCAGGGUGAUUGAUAACUUGCCUGUGGCUACAACAUUUGAACUGGAAGGCAAGGUACAUGUAAAUUGAUAACACUUUUUGUAGGCUAGAGCAGAAACUAUUUCUUUUUAUUAUUGCUUACAGUCAUUGCUUGGAACUUGUUAAUUUGUCGGCAGGAGCUGUUGAGUUAUCAGAGAGAUUAAGAGUGACAUUUAAGGAAGAUGGCUAACAUGAAUUUGUACCAUGUGACCAAGUUUUCUCACUACCUGUCAUUUACUGUUCAUUACUUCUACAAAAAAUAAGUCUUUUUAUGUCAUUUUUAUCCAUAAGAAUUGUUUUGAGCUGUUUUUAUAUGCCUAUUUUCUAUUUUGACAAAUUCUCAACUUGAAACUGACGUUUGUUAUUUGCUGUAAACGUGACUGUUGAUCUCUCUAAUGUUACUUCAGAAAUAACAGUAUGGUACAAUCAAGCCAACCUACAUGUCUGUGUAUAGGCAGUAUUUUUUUGUUUGAUUUCUUAUUCUAUUUUACUUUACAUGUACAUGUAACCUUUUACUUUCUUUAAACCAUAGAAACAGUAUGAUCAUGGAUUUAAACUUGGAUUUGUCAUAGACAAUGUAAGUGCAUCAAACAGUCGCUGAUUUAAACUAAACCAGCAUUAAUAAACUGUUAGUAGUAACAUUAUUCAAAACCUCUCAAACUCACCUUAGAACUUUGUCUUCUCUCUUUUAGAACAUUUUUUUGAACAAUCAUUUGAAAAUGGUUCUUAAAUACCAUACCUAUGACGAGUAAGUGUAUGUUAGUUGUUAUUAAUUUAGUUGUUUGUUAAAAAAUUGAAUUACAACUAUGAUGACAGCAGUAAGAAUAAUGGUGCAAUAUGUAAUGAGAGGUUCAAUGAGCUAAAACUUUUUCAGGAGAGGAACAAGGUUGUCGCAAGUGUGAAGAUCAGCAAAACAGUUUACUCAAAUUUUAUGAGUACCUUUAAAAAUUAAGAAUUCUUUCUGACAAGAAUUAAGUUGCAAAAAUGUACCUGUGUGGGAGACGUGUUAGGGACUAUCCACUUUAGUAGACAAAUUAGGAAUUUUCUUUGAAACAUUUCAGCCAAAAUGGUGAUAAUUUUUGUUUGAAAGAAUUUAUCCACACGGGAAACUCUUUACUCUUAACAGGGAGCAGAGAAAGUCAGUUUUACAGCCUGCCAUUCGGGCAAGCUGUAGCUAGCAUGUACUAGCCCACAAGUCAUUUCAACUAGCUCCAAAACCCUUGUAAUUAACAGGAUUGAUUACAAUCCUUCUGUUAUUUGAAUUUGCCCAAAAAACAGCACUUGCCCGUCGGGCAAGAUAAGAACAAAAAUCACUAGCCCGAUAGCAAAAUCUACUAGCCCUGGGCUAUCGGACAGGACUCUCUUUGCACACUGCUUAACAGGCCGCCACAUCUGUCAACACUUAAUGGAAAGAAUAACAGCUUUUUAACAUCAAAAUAAUCAUUGGACAGAAAAACACGUUUUUGUUUAUUUAGCUGAUUUUGUUCAGUUUUUACCCUGGGCUUAUUUUGUCUUUUGUGCCUUUGAAGAUUAUCCUAUCUCAAACAAACUUUGAAAAAACCCAAAUGACCAUCUGAACUUGUUAAGCAUUGAUGAUAACAGAAAAAUUGUCCAGAUAAACAGCUUUUUCGCCAGUGUGGAUAUAUAGGCCCUUACACUUCAAUCUUAACCACCCAAGUUCACUUAGUAAUAAUCUAAUCUGUAUCUCUGAAACCAUAAUCCAAUGGGCACUAGUACUGCAAGGACAUGCCAUGGUGAGUUGCAAAAAUUUUCAAUGUCUCUGGACUGUAAUGAACAUGAUUUCAUCCAUCUGUAUUUGGCUAAUAAAAAUUAUGCUUUUAGUUUUUACAGAGCAUGCAAGAGAAGCACUAUUUUCUAUGGUUCAUAGUCUUAUGAAAUAAUUCAUUUUUCUUCACAGUGAUUCAUACCGAGUUGUUGGAUUUGAAGUGGAAACAAGAAGGUAAAAUACUGAUUGAUAGGAUUUAAUUCAUCUGCCUUCUGUUUCUCAUCUAUUAACUGAUAGAUAAGUGAUAAACAUGCAUGGGCAGACAGCUGAACCGCUGACAACCAGAUGUUAAGUUUAAUUUUUUAUGUCUCCUUUUUUGAUACUCUCACUCAAGAAGUCAGCUAUAAGAACACAGGGGAAUAGUGAGAAAAAUUAUAGUUGAAAAUAAUAUUGUUUGUAUUUACAGUGUUGCAAGAGAUGCAGUAUCUACUGAACAAGGUAGUAACAAGUGUUCCUUCACAUCUGACAAGCCAUCAGGACAAGUGGUUGCUCCUGACAGUAAGUAUUGUUCUGUAUCCAGACAGUAUCCAAUGUGGUAUUUUAGAGUGGUCAAUAGAAAAUGUGACCUUCUCCAGAAAAUCAAUACUAAUGCUUUUCCGUUUAAUGGCUAAAGGCAUUUACAACUCACUGGAGAAGCGUUAAAACAGGUUUUGUAAAUCAUUAGAAGCAUUUGGAAAACUGUUAGAAUUUUUUAACCUGCUGUUAAAAGCGUUAGAAAAACUAUUCAAGGCAUUAGAAAAAGUUGCUCAAAUUUUGCAUGAAAAACGUUUGAAGCAUUAAGAGAAGUUGUUAGAAUUUUGUUCGCUGCUUGGAAGAUUGAAGCAUGAGCCAUGGUAAGUUUUGUUCAUUAUCAAACCUGAUUCUUAAGGUUCAAGCUUAACAAUGUAUUGAAUUGAGAUAAACAGAUAGAGAGAUUACUUAAAAUCGUAAAGAGAGCUUAUUUCUGUUUUAGCUUUAAAAUCAACAAAUAGAGGCAAAAGAUUGAAUCGAUCCCGUAACAUAUGAACCUGAAUGACAAGUUAGCUAGGUACAGAAAUUCAGUCCCAAAUUGCCAAGAUAUCUGACAAAAAUAGGUCUCACAAUUAAAAUGACACAUUAGUAAGCUUUCUACAAUGAACGAAGGAAAACCUGAAACAAAAGCAAGUUUUAAGAAAAUGUGAAAACAAUCGACCAUGUUUUGGUUAAACAUGUGCUUCAAAAAUGUGCCUGGAGUACUAAGCAUGGAUGAACACAACGCAAACUUGUGUGGUGUGUUUUGAUUGAAAGGCGAUUUCUGAGAACAUUUCAAAGAUAAUACAAUGAAGAAAUGAGGGAAAAUAGAUAGCAACAAAAAAAACCAAACAACAAUUUAUUGUUUAAAACUUUUUUCAUGUAAGCCGUUUAUGUCGUUUAGUCGACCCAUUAAGCAAACCAUCCAGAAAAUGAAGGAAAUCCGCUCAAACACUUUCCACAACUGUUAGAAAUUUUUGCUUACCCGUUAAAAGUGUUAAUCAAACCGUUAAAAUGAGCCGUUAAUGAGCCAUUCAUCAGCCGUUAGUUUUUCCCCGUUUAAUGGAAAAGCGGCAUUGUAUGUUUUCCUGGAGAAGCUCACAAAUAAGUAACAAAUUAUUUUUGUAGGGGUAACACAAUUACUGGUAAACCAAUAGUUUUCAUUGUGGCUCACUAGGUGAAGAAUCUCAACUGGCUGCAGGCAAAACCAGUUGGCUAUUUACAAUCAUAUAUGACUGAGUAGUUAAACUGGAGCCUAGCAAAAAUAAAUGGGUAGGGAUUGAGCUCAGGGUCUCCUUCCAACAUUCUUUAGAACUGUUUGGCCAUGCUGCCUCCUGCAGUUUAUACAUUAGAUAUUAAUUUAUCUGAUGUUAGGUGAUUCAUGAUCUGGCCUUUUGUAUCAUCUGCUAAUGUUUUAUUUAUUUAUUCAUUUAAUGUAAGUGGAUUGUCCCCAAUGUAUAUCAGAUUAAUAGUUCUGUGAUAUGUUUCUCAGAACUUGCUGGUUUCCAUUUGCAUUGACUAUUGACAGUAUGUGUGUUGACAUACAUGUACGAGCAACACACCAAGCCCCAGUUGUAACAUUGUGACACUGUUUAUGGGAUAAAUCUCUAUCUGGAUGGCAUGAUUGGUUCCCACAAUACUCAUCCACUGUUUGUGGGUAGUGAUAAAUUAUUAUAUCUGGCAGACAACUGGGGUUGUAAACAUGACAUGUUUUGUGUUUUGUUUAGUAGGCUGUUUAUUCUAUUGAUGCAGUCUUUUUUAUCCUGGUGUCACUAAAAGUUUCAAUAACAGGCCAAUCAGCUCUAUACUAGUCAUUAGUCUUGUGCCUGUUGUGUUAACUAAAAAACAUUAAAACGGAUAUUACUACUUCAAGAAAAAUUUACAAACCCUAAUUAUUUUUUACAGAGGAAAAUACUGUGGUAUACACCUAUGAAGUAAAAUGGGAGGUAUGUAAGCCUAGAAACUUGAAUUGUUGUAGGCUUUGUGGGUGUUUUUUUUUAUUUUUAUUUUUUUAUUGCAAGUAAUACACACACAGAAAAGAAGCAAAAAUUACACAGAAUAAAUAAAGUAAUAAAAAGAAAAAAAAGUAACAAAUAAAGUAACAAAAAAAACAAAUCGCGAAUUUACACACUUACAUGGCAAUAUACUUACAAAUAUUAAAAUACGUUACAGCAAUGGUAAUUCCAUAUAUUACUGUACUUAGUAUAAUCUAUAAUUAAUUUUUACAUUUUUUUUUUCUUUCUUUGUGGUGAAAGUAAUAUAAAUACUCAUAGUAGGUGCACUAAUUUAUGUUUUUGGAGUUAGGAGACAAGACCCAGCGAGGAAAAGAAAGGUUUCCAUUUUUUUUCCCAUGGGUUUUCUCUAUUCCGUGCAAUGACAAGAUCAAGUCUCUGUAGAUCUCUGGUGUAGAAGUAACGAUAUUAUUACAUUCUCCUGACGUCAAACAACACCUAAACCCAACCUGCAAAAAGCCUUGGGAUGAACAUUUAGCAGUAAAGAAAGUUAAUUUGUUGUUUGGGACAAGUGCCAGAAAUGGAAAUAUGUCAUAGACCUUAGACUUCUGUUGCCAGGGGCUGUUAUUUGUUUAGAUCAAAAGUGCCUGGGAGGAAAAACAUGAUAAGAAAGACUACGAGAGACAUUGAGAAUGCUCAAUUGGGAUAAAGUACCAUUGAAACGACAAAGAAAAUCAGUUGGGCAUACUGUUGGUUUGCAGAACUAAGGCUAGUAAUCAGAAGGCAAUCAAACAUAAUGAUUUUGAAUUGGCUUUGGCAAACUGCACACUGCUCUUGCAGGAAAAUUUCUUCAAAACGAGUUCUGAAUUCUUUUUGUAUUUGAAACCACUCUGUAAAAAACUAUUAAGUUUAGUUAGCUAAAUAAAGUAACGACUUAUUGGCAUUUGUAAGCAAAACAUUUUUUCACCGGUUUCAUCAGUAAAUUCAAGUCAAACAGACAAAGCCUUAUCUGUUAAAACUUCCAAACCGAAUUUUGUCACCUUCCUGUAUUUCGGGAACAGCUUGUUUGAUUAUUUGUGAAAUUUCUUUGUUUGUUAUGGCAGCAAACCAGGAAGCUAUUUUGUUUGAAAUGUACACAAGUUUGGCAUCGCUCGCUCACUCAGUGUAGCUGGAGGUGAAUCAGUGAAUCGCACUUGAUAUCCCGAGUUUGAGUAGCCAAUCAGAGUGAGCAAAAAACACUGUCCACUGUUUUAGUAUAAUACUAAAUUCGAUUACCAGAAGCCGUCCUGUGUGUCCUCAAGGGCUAUUUUCUAAUUUAAAAACAGAUGUGAUAUAUGCAGUUCAUCAGGGGCAUUAAAGACUUUUACUUCAUUGUUUAAUACUUAGAACCUUUUUUCAUUUCACUUGGGUUGAUUAAAACAACUACUAUACACUUUGGUCUUGAUAAAAAAGAAAUGUAGCUCUAUCAAACAGAUCUUCCUGAUCCAACUUGUCCCCACAUUUCACUGAAACCUCUGAACUUCUCCACUUUGGUGAUGUUACAGGUCAAAAUAGAAUUCAGGUUAGAAUUUUUUAAUCUAGGUUGAUUCUCAAUUUCCUCUGUCACCUAGCUCUAAUGCAUGAAUAAUUAGGGCUAUGAGACAAUGGAAAUUGAGAAUCAACCUACCCGUAGGUCCUCAGUUAAAAAAUUUUAACCUGAAUUUAAUUUUGACCUGUAAUAGUGACAUAGUCUGCAACUACUAUUCCAAAAGUAAACAUUCAAACAAGCUUAAUAAUUCCUGAUUAUUGCUAGUGUAAUAAAGUAGGUAUGUACAGUGUAGUAGAAAACUGACAACCAGAGACUGAUUGCAUGAAUUUGACUUAUGAUGCAGGCCAGUGAUAUUGUGUGGGCUUCCAGAUGGGACACCUAUUUAGCCAUGAGUGAUGUUCAGAUUCACUGGUUUGCAAUUGUCAACUCUGUUGUUAUCGUCCUUUUUCUCUCUGGUAAGUCUGGGUACUCUUUUACUUGAAAUCAUUUAACAUUUCCAAGAACCCUAGUAAACACUCCCACUCCUUGUUUUUGAGACAGUUGUGGUACGUGUAUCUUGACUUCAGCCAAAACUCUCCUGGGAGACUCCUCACCAUUACAGACGGUUACCCUUGUCUAAAGGGAUUAACCUUUAUGUAAUCCCCGAAUCUAUGCUGUUGAUUGGUACGGCAGAACAUUUUCUGUAUGACUCUGGGAAGGCUGGAGAAACUCUCCUCUUAGUAAGUCCUUUUUUUAAAAAAAUGAGAGGCCAAAGCCCCACAUCAUGGGAGACAAUUUAUCACAGGCGUGGAUUGAGGGUGAGACUUGCAGACUGACUGACAGGUAAAUGAGAUAAAUAUUGUUGUGAAAUGCUCUAACAGAUUCCCUAUCCCUAAACUAGACUUUUAGGAGAUCAUGUUAAGUUUAGGGAUAGGGAAUAAUAUUAAUACAUAAUAUAAAUAAUAAAUUAAUAUAGUUUAUUUCACUCUCUUGCAGUUAAAAAAUACUGAAUGAACAAGUGAUACGUAUACAAUCUAAAAAAUACAACGUAACUAUGCUAGGACUUUACAAAGAAUAAUUACAUUAUUUUAGAUAUGCUUAAACAUGAUUGCUAGUACAAUAAUAAUUUUUAUUAUUAUUAUUGUACUAGCAAUCAUAUUUAUAAAUAUCUAAAUGUAAAAAAUUUGUCAGCUCUCUUAGUUUUUCUUAAUUUGUUUAUUGUUCUUUCACUAGCAGAUCUUAAAUUAUAAGAGAUAGAUCUUGUUUCAGAUUUUGGAAUGAGGAAUGAUACUGGGUUAUUGUGAUUGCUAGCCAUAUCACAGACAAAUUGACAACACAGGGAAACCCUUCUAUUUGCUAGAGAUUGAGACGUUUGCCUCUAAAAGGGCUUGAUUAUACACUGUGCAUUCAGGAUGUUUAAUUUUGAGUGCUCUCUUUUGAGUACAUUCUAUCCUAUCAGACAAGUACUCUGGAAUGUCCUGCCAGACUUGAAUCACAUAUUCUAAAAUUGAUCUAAUGUUACUUACACACACUUUCAAGAUGUCAUGUGGGUUGACGCCUGCACGUUUUAAUAGUCUUUGGGCAUACAAACAUUUGGGGCUUAAGCAAUGAUACAGUCUACAUGUGAGUUCCAUUUAAGAUCUUCCCUAAUGAUUACUCUGAGUAGUUUGUAUGUCUUCACAGUCUCAACUACUUGGUUCCCAAUACAAAUAGGUCUCAUUACAGUAUUACGAUUUACCAUGAAGUCAACAACCAUUUCCUUGCAUUUCUAAAUUUUCGGGUGUCACUUCAUUCUAUGACUUAUACAAUACUCAUGAAUGUCUCUAACUGCUAUGUCAAGCAUACUUAUAUAAUUUCUUGGGAUGACUUCAAGUACAGUAGUAUCAUUGUCAUAGUGUUUCAUCAACAUAGCAUUUCAACAUUUUACAGCAUUGUUUACCUCGUUCACCUCAUUCUAUGCCCAUGGUAAAUAAUUGUCUCCCCUACAUCACAGCCUCCCUGUUGCACUUUCAGUGGACUUCAGCCUAGUGCAGACAUUUUGCUCUGUAGCUUUGAUGACUUUGUUGUUAGAGAUUUGACUGCUUUUAAAUACCAAUGUAUAGGACUUGAUAUGCAUGUAUCACGCAUACAGCUUUUAUUAAUGAAUCUCAGGUUUUUAAAAAAGAUUAUUUACCUGUGACUUUUUUCCCUCCUUAGCUAUUGUAUCUAUGAUCAUGAUCAGGACAUUACGGCGUGAUAUUGCACGAUAUAACAAGGAGGAGGAAAUGGUAAAGAAGCCUAUUGAAUGAAAAGUCCUAGCUGAGCUGAACGUGGAGAUAAGUCUUCUAAUGAUACAAUCCUUUUUAAUCACAUUAUGCCUCACAGGAAGACACUAUGGAAGAAACUGGCUGGAAACUAGUCCAUGGGGAUGUAUUCAGACCUCCUCAGAGGGCGUGGUUACUGACAGCAUUUGUUGGAUCAGGGGUGCAGAUCUUCUGCAUGGUUCUCAUCACAUUGGGUAGGUAUCUAGUGAACUUGUUUAAUGUUAUUACAUAUGAUUAGCGAUGUUUAAGGGCAGAGGAUUCAUUUAUGGACAAAGAAAUAAAUGAUCUAUUCAUAUGAUUUUAACAUGUGUAACGUUGAAGAUUUGUAAGUUUAAGAAGUGGUGUUGGGUAUGCAGGGUUUCACUGUGAACAUUGUUAGCAUGUCUUAUGUAUUUUUAUUGUUAUUUCAGUAUUUGCAAUGCUUGGAAUGUUGUCUCCAGCCAGCAGAGGAAGUCUUGUAACAGCUAUUAUAUUUCUCUAUGUAUUCAUGGGGUGAGUACAAAACAAAAGUGCUUGAAAUGACCAUGUUUUUUUUCACUAUAUUCUUUGUAUUACAAAUAAAUGUAAAAAUUAAGAUAACAUACAUAUACUGUUGGCCAAAGACUCCAGUUCCUACCUGCAAUGAAGUCUCAUAUUCUUUUAAGAUCUGUAGUUAGUGGCUUCUGUGUCACCAAAUUCUGAACCAGUAAUUCAUAACCACCAUAUUUUUAAUGGUACAAUAAAUACAUCAUACUUGGUUUGUGCUUUCCUGUUUCUUUUUCUUUAUAGGAUUUUUGCUGGUUAUUUUGCUGCUCGACUUUACAAGACAUGCAAAGGCCAAAACUGGAAGAAAUCUGCGUUGCUGGUAAUUUGUAAUUUCCUUAUUGAUGACCAACACGCUCAUCUGCUUUUCUUUGACAUGGAUGCUGCUACUAUGUUUGCAUUAGAUUUCUGACAUUAAAAUUUCUUUAUCAAAUAAGAGGAAUAUUUUACUACAGGCAUCAUAACGCAUUUCUAUUGUUUGCAUUACAACUCUCACUCUCAAUGUCCAAUAUUAUUGAAGCUUUUGACUGCAUGCCAGCCUUCUUUAGCAAUGACUGAAUUCACUGAUAAGUCCUGUAACAACACUGAACUCAGACAUUGCCAAUGAAGACUUUGAGACACAGUUCAAAACUUUGAUUCUUUAAUAUUAACGGACCUUGAGACCAGAGUUCACUCACUCAACCUCUUCAUCCCGGCUGGGACAUAAAGCUGCAACACUAGAGUUACAGUACAAGUAUUGAACUUCAAGGUCAAGAAUAGCAUACUUAAUAUUUUAUGUUUAUUAUGUUUUGUUCCCCAGACAGCUACUUUGUACCCUGGAUUUGUUUCCAUAGUUUGCUUCAUCUUAAAUUUCUUUAUCUGGGGACAACACUCAUCUGGAGCGGUAAGGCUUAUGAGAAAUAGUUCACAUUGAACGUGCACAAAUGGACCCUUUGCAUAGACAGACACCUCACAGAAAGUCAUAGUCUCCAUGGCAAACAGAUACUGCAUAAUUUUAACCUUUCUCAAAUGGACACUCUCCUAAGCAGGCACUUUUUCUGAUUGCAAGAAUGUCCAGUUACAGGAUUCAUGUUUUACUGUACCUCACAACAUUUUAAGGUUUUUUUUACUUCUCAUGACAUUUAUUCAAUACAUUUUUUGCUCUUAAUACCGUUCAGACAUUAGUCCCACAGCCAAAAAUGGCAAAUUAACUUCACUCUACUCCUGAUGCCCAAAAAACUGUAUUGACAUCUGAUAGGUUUUCUGUUUUUGAAAUAAUUUUUUUUAGAUUCCUUUCACCACUAUGCUUGCCCUGCUCUGUAUGUGGCUUGGGAUUUCAACUCCUCUGAUUUUCCUGGGCUAUUACUUUGGAUACCGAAAACAGGUGAGUUAUCCAACUGUAGGAAAUAUGUGUCUUGGUGAUUAGGGCCACUCAAGUUUACACCUGUUAAACAUGGUGGGGUUGGGUACUGGAUGGUUAACAAGCCGCAAAUAUCCAAUGUUGUUAACUCUUCGAUCAUGAGCUUCAAAAGAAAAGCGAAAAUCAAGGUAAAAGAACAUUUUUAUUGUAUAUCACUUCAUGGAUGGGUUGGCUACUGUAUGCAUGCAAGAAUUGUGGUUCAGUCCGGCUCGUUCUGUCAGAACCUUGCUUCCCUGAAAUGUAUCUUUGAUUUUAUAACAUACCGAGUCAAACCCUCAAUGAAGUUGGGACUUUUUACUGCCAAUGACCAGUUUUACCAGUGUAGUUCCCUACUUUCGCUGUUGUUCAGUUUACAUGUGAUCUUUACUUUUGUUUUCCAUCCAGCAGCCAAAAUAAUAUGCUAAAUAUGCUUUGCUAUGUGCAUUUAAAGAAUUUAACGUAGGAAAAAAAAACAAGAAGGAAAACUGGCUCUUAACGUGGAAAUUUCCUUGAAAUGCAAGGGGUUUAUCUUUCAAGUACCAAAAAUGUGCAAGGGCUUUGGCAAGGAAACCGGUGGUAGCAUUGCCAAAUGUCGGCUGUUUUCUCAGGCUACUUUUUUGCUAUUCAUUGGUAACUUGAAAUGGCAAAAGAAGUCUGGUACUGCCCCUCCGAUUAUCCUAAGAACUUCAGACAUGUGCUAAAGGAUAUUUGUGGAUGGUUACUCAAUUGGUUCCUAACCCCACCCAACAGGGCUUAACUUAGAUGACCUGGUGUUCUUCUAGGGUUGCCAGGUUUUACAAAACAUGUAUAUCUAGAUCUGUGUCUUGGUGACUAAUGAAAGCUGCCAAUGUAUUGUUGUACAGAUAUACAUGGUGGUCCUCUUCAAAUGUUAACAGUUGGAAGUUUAGUGGCUCCCUGCUGAUGUGUUCUCUGUUUCUCAUUGCACCCAAUUGUAUCAAUGUUUUCUGCAGAAAAUUUAAUACUUCAUGCUCUUUUGGAUUUAUAAUGUACUACAAAAUGUUUUGUGUUUCAGCCUUAUGAGCAUCCUGUGCGAACCAACCAGAUUCCUCGACAGGUUCCAGAACAGUCCUGGUUUAUGAAUCCUUUGCCAAGGUACAUUGUAAAUAUAAAAUAAAAUAAGUAAACCUCCUUUUUGAAAGGUUUGUAAUUGUCGUGGAAUUCUUAUAACUCUGCACACUGGUUCAAACAAGACUCAAGAGGACUGCAUCUUUUGAUUGAACAACAGGAUCUAAUCCAGUUGAACAAUCUAUCACAAUGUACAAUUCUCACUUAUUCAAGGAUCAGAAAAGAACUGCUGCAUUCUAAGAAUACAGAGAUUUUUUCUUUUAUCCUUGCAUAAGGCAGUAUUUUUACACAAAUCAGAUGUACAAUGUCAGAUUUCUUUCCUGACUGUGAUAAAGACCUGACUCUGGCUUUGUGUUGUUCCAUAACAAAAACAUGUAAAACUUUAACUGGUCCUGUCAUUCUUUUAGUAACCUCAUGGCUGGCAUUCUUCCUUUUGGUGCUGUAUUUAUUGAACUCUUCUUUAUCUUGUCUGUAAGUAUAUAUUUUUCUUAGUAACAUUAAGAAACAAACUCAUCAGAUCACAAAUUCACAUAUUUUGUGAUACUCAACACAUUUAUUUAGCACAUGCCUUUAACUUUUGUCCAUUCAACAAGAUAUCUAGUGAUGAAAAUUCUGAUUUUCCCAACAACCUUGAUAAAAAUUAAAGGAGAUAAUGGCUAUUUUUUGGUUUACAGAAAUUAUUUUCUGAAAGUCCUAAAAUACUCUUUAAAUCUGCAAAUCUAUUUGGUAUACUAAUUUUGAAUAUUUUACGUUGAUGCCUCUAGGCUAUCUGGGAAAACCAGUUCUACUACUUGUUUGGUUUCUUGUUUUUGGUCUUCCUGAUUCUCGCCAGCUGUGUUUCCCAGAUUUCUAUAGUGAUGAUCUACUUUCAGUUGUGUACUGAGGUAAUCUUGAUAUUGUAGACUUGGUAAAAUUUGGAUCAAGUUAGCACUGGACACACAGAAGAAACAAUACUCAUUGCUUUUAAUUAUUAAUACCGCUAUACCUUAUUUACUUGAAUAAGUGCCGCCCCCAAUUAAACGCUGCCCACGAAUAAGCCCCUUGUUUGGGAGAAAGAAGUUAAUGAGGACUGCCCCUGAAUAAGUGUCGUGGCCCUGAUAUAAUCAAGAUCAAAAGACGUUAAUUCUUUUAAUAAUACUGUAGUCAAUUCUUUAUCACCUCCAACUUUCAAAUAAACACUGCCCUGGAAUAAGCACUGCUCUUUAGGAAAGAAAAAUUUAAUAAGUGCAGGGUGCAAAGAAAGUCAGUUUUAUAGCUUGACAUUCAGACAAGGUGUACCCAACUUGUGCUAGCCCACAAGUCAUUUCAACUAGUCCCAAAACCCUUUUUGAUGAGCAGGAUUGAUUACAGUUCUUCUGUAAUUUUAAUUCCCCCGAAAAAACACUUGCCGAUUGGGCAAGUUAAGAACAGAAUUCACUAGCCCAACAGCAAAAUCCACUAGACCCAGGCUAUCGGACACUACUUUCUUUGCAUGCUGAAGUGCUGCGGUGCUUUUUCAAGUAAAUACAGUAUUGCUGCAGCCUUAACCAAGUAUAAAUGGAUGCACUUAACUUUAGGUCUCUCUUACUUACCUGUUUAAGGAAUCUUUGUUGGAUAUUUUGAAUGUAUGACUUAAAGCAUUGGUGUUUCUUUUUACAGGAUUAUCAUUGGUGGUGGAGGUCAUUCUUUACAUCUGGUUCCUGCUCUAUCUAUGUGUUUUUAUAUGCUGUUUUCUACUUUGUUACAAAAGUGAGUUUUUUUAGCAUCCAAAGCUCAGUGGAUAUUGUGAUUUAUGGAAAUAGUACUUUGCAUUGGUUUUUGCUGUUUUCUAGAUUAACAUGAGUACAAACUACUGAUCCUAAUGCUAUGCAACAUGUUUACUUGAUUAAGUGCCCUGGGUGCUUACUAAAUUUUUGAACCUUUAAGGUGGGCAUUUUUUCGGUUCUGGGCUCUCAUUGAAUUUAGCAAUAGUAAGUUUAUUUUCAAUUGCAACAAAUCAUGAAGAUGUUCCAAAGAAGAAUUUUACGUAACUGUUCAUUGAAAGUUUAAAAUAUUAAGAAAACUUGGUCUUCAGGAAAUCCUCUUAGGCUAUGCCAAUCAGUAUUUUUGUUGGGUGGUGGUAGGGGCUGGGCGAUUAUCAACUUUUUUUGCUAAUAGGGUGGGCAGUUAUUUGAGAGGUUGAGGCUGGGGCUUAAUCAAAUAAAUAAUUAGGGUAGAUUCUUUCUCUAAAUGCAGUUGUAGUAGCUGAAUUACGGUGAUCACAGGAGUUUGCUUUCUUUGGUGUUGUUUUUGUUGUUUUUAAUAUCUCAAAUUAAUCCCGCUCUCCUUUGUGUCUGCAUUCAUAUUUCUGUCUGUUGCCUCUGGCAAGCAUGGGGACAGGGAGCAGUGGGAAAGGGAAUCAUCCCUCUAGACUCACGUCCAUAUGCAGGAGCAGGGAGUUAACAAAAUACCAGCACCAACUUGAACCUCAACAUUUCCUUUGUGCCAUGAAUGAUUCACUUUCGUCUGCCCUGUUCCUCAUUUGGGGAUUUGAUAAUGACCCGCCUUCUUGACUGGUCUUUUCCUUAGCUUGUAGUGAUGUUGAUCAUGAUGAUGAUGAUGACUCACGGUCAUAUUUUGACAAAAUGGUUUUUUCUUUUUAGCUUGACAUCCAAGACUUUAUCCCAGGCUUACUAUACUUUGGAUACACAGUUAUCAUGGUACUCUCAUUCUGGCUUCUAACCGGCUCGAUUGGUUUCUAUGCAACAUACAUCUUCAUCAGACACAUUUAUGCAGCAGUGAAAAUUGAUUGA